AUGCUCGUGCUGCGGUACCUGGCGUCAUUCUAUCACUACGUCAACUACGAAGUCAGCGAUCCCCGGGUCAAUGGCUGGUUCCUGAUGGGCACUCCGUGGCCCGGUGCCACCAUACUCGGGCUCUACCUGAUGUUCGUCCUCAAGUGGGGACCGAAGUGGAUGGAGAACAAGAAACCGUUCCGCAUCGACCGCAUCAUCAAGUACUACAACCUGGCCCAGGUCGUCAUCUGUACGUUCCUCUUCGUCGAGGGUUUCCGACUGGGCUAUCUGCGUGGCUACAGCUUCCUGUGUCAGCCCGUGGACUACUCACCGACGGAGGUGCCGACCAUGAUAGCGCGCCGCUGUUACUACUACUUCCUGGUGAAGGUGCUCGAUCUGCUCGACACGAUUUUCUUCGUGCUGCGGAAGAAACAGAACCAGGUAAGCUUCCUCCACGUGUACCACCACACCGGCAUGGUGAUGCUGAUAUGGAGCGGAGUGAAGUGGUUCCCCGGCGGCCACGGCGUGUUCAUGGGCUUCAUCAACAGCUUCGUGCACGUGGUCAUGUACUUCUACUAUUUCCUCACCUCCGUCAGCCCGAAGUACAAGGGUAAUCUCUGGUGGAAGAAGUACAUCACCCAGCUCCAGAUCAUCCAGUUCGGCAUGAUCUUUCUGCAGUGGUUCGUGCUGCUGUUCCAACCGAACUGCACCUUUCCGAAGUGGCCACUGUUCGUCAUUCUGCCGCAGAACCUGUUCAUGUUUUGUCUCUUCCUCGACUUCUACUACCAAGCGUACAUGAAGAAGAGGCCGGCAUCGAAGCCACGAGCGGCGAAGGCCACCGAGAGCGGCACCCAAAAUGGCGUUCAACCGCCGGAGUCCUGUGGCAGGCCGCUCGAGAAGGCCACCACCGACAGUGGCAGUGGCCAGUGCAUAGAGCGCGGCAAAACGAAAGUGGUCACCUCCUAAGGGACCCUGUAGUUGUGUUAUUUUUCUGUGAAAAUUAGUCAAUAAACUUUUGCGAACAAAUCCA
Messenger RNA from Anopheles cruzii, 1009 nucleotides. RefSeq names its product elongation of very long chain fatty acids protein 7-like. Gene Ontology annotation, cellular component: endoplasmic reticulum membrane. The transcript has 4 exons. Bases 1 to 945 code for a protein of 314 amino acids. The record is from RefSeq and is a predicted model, not a curated record. Gene Ontology annotation, biological process: very long-chain fatty acid biosynthetic process; fatty acid elongation, monounsaturated fatty acid; sphingolipid biosynthetic process. Gene Ontology annotation, molecular function: fatty acid elongase activity. Lineage: Eukaryota; Metazoa; Arthropoda; Insecta; Diptera; Culicidae.